Messenger RNA from Gymnodraco acuticeps, 5436 nucleotides. RefSeq names its product family with sequence similarity 189 member B (gene entrep3). The record is from RefSeq and is a predicted model, not a curated record. The coding region runs from base 1421 to 3637 and encodes 738 amino acids. The transcript has 14 exons. NCBI's taxonomy places the organism in Eukaryota, Metazoa, Chordata, Actinopteri, Perciformes, Bathydraconidae. Gene Ontology annotation, cellular component: membrane.
GCUGUCGCUAGGCAACUGCCCCUCCUUCCCAGCAUCAGCACCACAACGCUGCCUGCCGCAUCUUCAGGCUCCUGCACGUCCGUUGCGUGCCUUGUCAUCACGCUGGGCAGGUUUCGGUUUGCAAACACGAUACAUCUCGUUCCCAGAGCUGUGGCGAGGAGCACAGGAGGACAGGGCUGCAGAGGGAGGGGCGAGAUACAAGAAGAAGAAUUAGAAAACACACUUGGGUGGAUUUAAAGAUGGUAUCCCGGACAUAGGUAGGCUAUGUUGUUAUGUGACGUCUGGUGGUGGGAGGCAGUGAGGUAAACGUCCGGGAGACACACUCACAAACACACGGGCUUAACGGGAUGCCCGCGUGACUGCAGGGAGGGAAGAGGCGGUGGAGGAGGAGAGGGGGGGUCUAGGUGCUUGUGUGUACCACCGCAAAAACCCCGAGGUGGAGUUGUUAAAGAUAGAAAGCUGUGAGGAAAGAACAAUUCCUGCCUUGGCUGCUAUUUUUGGUGCAGUUUGAAAAUCGAUGGAGGAUAUUUAUUUCCUGUUCACGUCGAGAUAAUUAGUCUCGCUUUCCCCGAACGAACCGAUGUGAUCGUGGGGCUUUUAUCUCCACGCCGUCUUCUUCUUUUUGCCGUGACAGGAUGAGGACCAAACACAGGGUCGCACAUGUUCGGAUGUUGCUCCUCCCGGUGAUCGGACACACGGACUCACCGGCUCCUGUCAUCUCUGAAUGCUGGGGGAGAAACGAGUGAUCAGCUGCUCUCUUUGGGACACUUUAAAAUCUGCGGCCUGCUGCUUGGGUAUCCAGUUACCGCAAUGCCACUGACGAGAGGUGGAAGAGGUGGAAGGCAGAAUAUGGAUAAUAGGGAGCAUCAACAAUCAUAAAACAAUUAUGUUUAAGUUGCCAAAAAACUAGCUUCAUUCAUGUGAUUGUGUUUUGAUCAUAGAAUGAUAUGAGUGGACUAUUUAGGCUAUAGUGGCCUUUGAUCUGUAUGGGCUAAACGAGACAUUGUAUUGACUGAGGCUUAUCAUGGCUGAACAUGAGGUUAGUGUGGUGGCUGUGAGUGUGUAGUGGCUGCUCAAUUCUCAACUUUCUGCUGACAAAGUUCUUGGACUCACUCACUGGACUAUAGCGUGCACCAUGGGGCAUUGCGCAGAACCUAUGGUACCUGCCAGUAGAGAGCUUGGUGCAUAAUUGUGACGAAGUGGAGCUCUGAAGCCAGGAUUUAUGUCUCUCCCUCUUCUACUCGCCUGCACUUCUUCCCACACAGCUGAAUUUGGAUUUCUAAACUCAGAGUAAACCUCUCCCAGCCUCCUCCUCCACAACACACACACACACACACACACACACACACACACACACACACACACACACACACACACACACACACACACACACACACACACACACAUCGAAGAGCCUGACAUGCCUUCACCGUCGGACUCCAGCAGCGUGGCUUCGGCCUCGGGGUCUCGAGGUUGGUCAGACAGCCGCAGGGGCAUGUCGGGCCGGGGGCCUGGGGGGGCCCGGCUGCUCCUCUACCUGGGGCUGUGCCACCUGGGCCUCGGGGCCAUGGUCCUGGCCUUCUCCUUCACCAGCAUGGCCUUCACCUCCUCAGCCCGUGUGAGGCAGUCUUGUCCAUUUUGGGCUGGCUUCUUUGUGGUGGCAUCAGGAAUAGUUGGAAUAAUCUCAUGGAGGAGACCUCUGACGCUGGUGGUGUCACUGUUCAUGCUGCUGUCUGCAGUGUGUGUGAUCCUCAGUCUGGCCGGCUCCAUGCUCUCCUGUCAGAACGCACAGAUGGUCAAGUCCAUGCUCACCUGCCAGGUGGAGAAUGGUCUGUGUGUGUGUUGCGCGCCCACUCAGUCCUGCUCCAUCACAGAGGAGGAGACCCUGGUCCUCUACCUGAACGCUGACUGUCACUCAGUCAGACAUCAGCUAAAGGACCUUUUGUUCAGUGCAUGCGGUCUCAGCAUUCUCUCCACCAUCAUCUGCACUCUGUCCACUGUGACCUGCAGUAUCCACAUAUUCUCUCUGGAUCUCGUGCACCUGCUGGCCCCACAUCGCUCCCGUUCAGUCAACCCAGAAUGCACCACUCCUCAGGACGCCUUCCUGACCAACAUCAUGGACUUUGAGGAGUUUGUCCCACCCAUCCCUCCUCCCCCCUACUAUCCUCCGGAGUACACCUGCAGCUCUGAAACAGACGCUCAGAGCAUCACGUAUAAUGGCUCCAGGGAGAGCCCCGCUCUUCUCUACCCCACGGACUGCCCCCCUCCUUAUGAACUUGUGAUGGGACAAAGAGCUGCAAGCCAGGUAACAGUGUUUGACCCCCAGGGCACUGAGCUGUCUGGAGAGAGAGGAACUUCUACUGCCUUCAGUGGAGAAGUGUCCAUGGAUAGUGGAUCUCUGUUGAUGUCAGAGAUUGUGGACAUCCCUGAUGACUCCUCGCCCUCUGAGGACUCCUGUCUGAUGGAGGUUGGGCUGCGGACCCGUGGGGAGAGGGGCCACAGGAACGUGAGUGAGGGGGGAGACGUAGGAGACAGCGGGGAGUACAUCAGCUUCCGCGGUCCCCCGUCUCAGACGCCAGAGAGUCCUUUGGCAGGAGGACAGAGAGCCAGACUUUGCACCAGAGGAGAGAGGUCUAACUCCUGCUCUUCCCCCAGCACAGCAACCCCCACAUACAGGUCUCCAUUAUUGCGUCACCAGGCAGUGAUAGCUAGAAGCUGUUCCCAGCUUGAGGCCAUCGGGAAAGCCAGCUCUCCACAGCGAUCCUCCAUCCCAGAGUUUCGAGGUCGGCCCUCCACUCCCUUAAGCCAAGGAGCUACCCCAACCUCCUCUGCUCCCCCCAUUUCAUCCUCAGCCACAUGUGAGCAGAGUGCUGGUGAUGGGCCACCGCUCACAGGUCCAUUGUACCUUCGACGAAAGGCCGGGAAGAAUGAGAAGAGUGGGGAGCGGGUAAGAAGGGAUAGUGAAGGGCUCCUUCGUCUGGUGAGGUCACACAGUGAACCGGGCCUCAGCUCCUCCACUGACACAGUUGAAUUUGGCUCUGGAGGCAGCAAAGUAUCUAUAGACACAGGUCCACCCUCUGAGGCAUGCCUUCUGCCCCGCACCUCUUUGACUCCUGCUGAAGCUCUGCCAAGGAAAGGCAGCAUGACAUCUGCAGCCACAGGGGGGCCGAUCCCCGCCAAACCUCCCCCCACCUCACCACUGCGUUUACCUAAAGACUGCCACCGUUCCCUAGGAGACCUCAAGGUGACUCGGGGUCUGGUGGCUCGCUUCCUGCAGCGCUCCAAACGCAACAUAUCGCCCUCCUCCGAGCAUGCUGGGAGCACAGGGCAGUGGCCUAAGAGACGGAGUGGAGUUGAGGGCGCUGCCAACAACCACCUGCAACUGGAACAAGUGUUGCUGACCCCUUGGAGCACCAGAGGAGGACACCCCAAUCAUCACUCACAUCACCCUCAUCGCCGUGGACACCACCAUUCCCAUAGUGACAGUCGACACAACCGGCAUCACGGCAGUCGGGCGCCAGAGGGAAUCCACCUGCGCAGCUGUGGAGAUUUAAGCUCCUCGUCACUAUGUCGACUCGUGACACCUCAUCCACCGCAUGGGUCAUCGGGAGCCCUCUACUCAGAGUCUGCACUGUGAGCAGGGGGAAGGAGGGAUGGAGGAGGAACAUAGGACAGAUAUGAGUUGAUAGGGUUGUUAGGAAGUUGGGAGGCAGGCUGAUGAAAAGUCUGAGGCAGUUAAGUGGAAAUAUCUAGCUCUGGAAAUGAGUGUUUACUUCUUUUCCUCUUUGUCAACUCAGUUUGCUGAAGCCAACUGUCAAAAUGGCCUUAUUCAGUGGUGCUCUUUAUCACUCUGAACAUCAGCCCAAAGCUCACACUAUUUCACUUUUCAACAUCAGUGAAAGAGUCACUAGAUGCUGGGCAGUGGGUCCCUAUUCGAUCAGAAUAAAUCACACAGAGACAACAAGCAUAUUUUCUGCUGUAUUCUCCACUUCCCCUCUCUGAAUACUGAUCUGCAGACAUAUUUUUCCUCAAGACUGGAUACAGAACUCGACUAGCAUUCAUGCUACAACAACCACUCACAUGUACAUUCGGCGAACAUUAUUAUGGGUUGCUAUAUCCUUCUGGCCCUUUUGUACAUUGCUAAUCAUCCACCAGGUGAAGUGAUCAUGGAAACACAUAUUUGUUGUCUUCCAUUGAUAAAAAAAGGAUCUCAAUAGACAUAUACUUAGCUGAGUAUAAUGUAAGAUAAACAGACAAUGUUGCACAUGAGGACACAGGAGCUCACAUGGAAACAUCUUAGCUGAGUUGCUGAUUUUGUCUUUUUAUUUUUGCAAUUCACACUCUCCACAUUUUUCCACUUUCACACUGGCCUUCAAAAAGGCAGCCAGCAUUUGUAACAUUGACAUUAAUGCACGCCACAGACACAUGCUAAGCGUUUGAAAUGUAUUCUCUGUUGGUGGCCCUUGGACACGGUGGUAUGAUUUGCAUAUGUGCAUGUUUUGCUACAGUCCCCGAAAUACAGCAGGAACCUUGUGCAUUCAACCCUGACCGUCUGUGUAACUAUGUAACACGUCCUCAGAAUGUCUUUAACUGCAUGUUUGACGAUGCUUAUAUCUUUUUUUUCCUCUUGCACCCAAGACUAUGAUAGUAUUCAUUUGAGAUGUGUUUGUGUUAUAGAUAGCUGAAGGGGAAGGUCAGAGUCAAAGAUGCGCAGUGCUCCCAAAGUUUUCUGUCAGAUGGCUCAAAAAAUGUCUCUGCAACCUAAUUUGAUGUUGAUAAGGUUUGAAAAUGAUUCAAGAGCACAGGCGUCUCUGUGACACUGGCUAAAGUAGGUGGAUCCUGGAAGAUAAAAGGAGUACAUUGCACUGUCACUCUGAUGACAUGACGAGUCUCUUGCAAUAAAUGUACAGACUAAUUUGUUUUAGGGUCGGGCUUUGCACUAUGUGUUGGUACGGUUUCGCUUUGUGGAUAGGUGGUAAAUGAACAAAAACUUGGGCUGCUGAGUGAACAUGUGUUGGUUUUGGCAGCUCUACAUUUUGAAGUAUAUUAAUAUUUGUGUCAGAUGGAGUUAUUUCUUUUUUGGAAAGUAUUUUUGGUGUGCUCACUAAGUGAUGAUAAUGGCUCCAUAUCAGUAAAGGCACAGUUUAAAAACAUUCAUAUGUAUGUAUCUAAUUUUAAAAAAUGUACACACUUACACUUAGCCUGCACACAGAAACAGGCACAACAUACACACCCUUAUUAAGACACUACGUUGUAUUUCUACCUCCUGUCUUGCAAAAAAAACGUUAUUUAUUUGAAUAAAUGUAUAUAUGUAUGGCAGGCUUAACAGGAUAGAGCCUUGAAACAUGAAUAAUAAAUGUAUCUUAAUAUGACACCUAUUCCAAGUUAUGUAUUUCAAAAUAUGAAAUAAAUUAUAGACAUUAAAUUAAAAAAGAA